CAAUAUUGUAUAAAUAUAUGAUGCUACAUGAUAUAUGAUGCUACAUGGGUAAUGCAAAAAUUUCCAGUCCAUUGAAGAAAACCGUGGGUUUGCAUUCGUUGAAUUCGAAUCUCAUCUUUCGGCUUCGCUGGCGCGCAGACAGCUGCACCCUAGGAACCUGGUGAUUUGGGAGCGAAGCCUUUAUGUGGACUGGGCUGAACCCGUGCCCGAAGUAGACCCUGAUAUCCUGCAGAUGAUCAGGGUGCUGUACGUGAAGAAUCUGCCGAUUCACUACUCCAACGAGCGCGUCAACUGCACCUUCCAGUACUUGUGCAAAGGCCUCAUCACCAAGACUCAUAAGAUCAAGAAUUACGCCUUUGUGCACUGCGUAGAUCGCGAAGCCGCCCAACUAGUCAUGGAGAGGUUGCUGGGGCUUGUUCUAGACGAUUGUAGGCUGGAAGUGGAGUGGGCCAGGCCUCGCCAAUACAGCAACCAAUCGCGGGCUCGGCACCCGCCCAUCAACUUUUGCCUGAACGUGCCACUGCGUUCACGCAGAAUAGUCAAGCAACUGCUCCAAAGCCGAAGGAGUUCGCCGCCCAACUCGGACUCAGAUUCCGGUCAAACUUCCCCGCAGUCGGACGAGAUGUAAAGGCACAUCCUGGAGUCUUUUUAAUGCUUAGUGGAGUUUGAUGAUUAUCGAUUGAUUUACAUCCAAUUCGGCCAAUUUAUACAAUACUUGUUAGGUCGUAGUGAAGAGUUUUUAGAGUUUUUGCGAAAACCGGUACAAGCGGCGGGUGAUUUGAACCUUUUCUAUCAGCGCUUAAUCGGCCAAUUUAUUUAGUAAUUUGAUUUCCUAAUUAAGUGUCGCCGUAUGCAGUCGCCUAAACAAUUUUUAUGUGCAUUAAUUUGAACUUGAACUUGAAAUGUAUUAUAUUAUAUAAUAAUCGUCUACCGGUUUUUAUGUAAAUUUAGUUUAUAUUUAGAAUUGUUGUCCAUAUAAAGCAUGUAGCUUGAAUAAUGUCCCGACCAUUAAGGUCGAUUAAAUCCGUUCCAAUA
Messenger RNA from Dendroctonus ponderosae (mountain pine beetle), 1035 nucleotides. RefSeq names its product probable RNA-binding protein 46. Bases 233 to 628 code for a protein of 131 amino acids. The transcript is spliced from 5 exons. NCBI's taxonomy places the organism in Eukaryota, Metazoa, Arthropoda, Insecta, Coleoptera, Curculionidae. Gene Ontology annotation, molecular function: RNA binding. The record is from RefSeq and is a predicted model, not a curated record.